This is a messenger RNA of Trematosphaeria pertusa, 724 nucleotides long. RefSeq lists its product as uncharacterized. The transcript is spliced from 2 exons. Bases 33 to 605 code for a protein of 190 amino acids. Lineage: Eukaryota; Fungi; Ascomycota; Dothideomycetes; Pleosporales; Trematosphaeriaceae. The record is from RefSeq and is a predicted model, not a curated record.
AUUACACCUCAUUCGCCCACCUGUCUCGGCCCAUGUCCGUUCCCGUCUCCCCAGAGCAGAGCCCAGCAGCGUUUUGCUGGUCCCAGGAAGCGGUGCAUGAACCCGCUAUUCGCGGAUCAGCACAUUCAUGCCCAGGUCCCCAAUUGCUCGUUUCUCCUCUUCCCCUCCCUACGCUUCACGUCGUCGAGAACGCGUUCAGGGACAUCUCUACUCAGAGUCGCGUGUUCUUGCUGGAUCUCUCUCUUCUCUUUUCCGUCAUUGCAAUUGUUGAAUUCACACCUGUAGUUCCUCGGUCCUUUCCCGUUGCUUCUUUGCGCCAUUCGAGCAUUAGAAAAGUCCAAUUGCAUCAGCAUUUAAGGCAAAACUCUCGGGAAAAGAACCUCUUGCACAAUCCGUCAUCGCCGUGGAAUAUCCAUUCGCCACAAUUAUCCAGAUCCUCUAGGGUACCAAAUUUUCGUUCCCUUCAUUCACGACACCUUUCGAAGACGACUUCUCAGAAACGUCCGACGCGUUCCUUUCACCCACCCGUUGCAUAUACCAGCUCAUUCUAUCGUCGGGCGAUUAUACCAGUCCCCACCUGUACCCAAGCUCGUCCGAGGCAAUAACCAUUGGAUACUGUUCUGGAGGCACAAGCAUAGGCGCGAUUGAUUCAAGAUCAUAGCAGCGGUCUCGAUCGAAGUACGAUUGGUCUCCAUAUCUCGCUCCAUACAUGGGUUAAUUUCGC